Messenger RNA from Malus domestica (apple), 1218 nucleotides. The record is from RefSeq and is a predicted model, not a curated record. Lineage: Eukaryota; Viridiplantae; Streptophyta; Magnoliopsida; Rosales; Rosaceae.
AAAAUCAAACAAAGGAAGUAGUGCCAUCUGGUGGAAGCAGCUAUGCACAUUGAUCAGUCGAUCUUCAAUAAACAUGUCUAGAGAUAUUGGGUACUAUUGGUUAAGGAGUGUGUUCUACAUACUAAUUGCAGUGAGUGCUGGCUCUUUCUUUUUCCACAUUGGAACGAACAAUCAAGCAAUUAUUGCAAGAGGAAAGUGUGAUGGUUUAAUGAUCUGCUUGUCUAUUGGAGGCAUACCCUUCGUUAUUGAAGAACUAAAGGUAAAGACCGAUGAAUUCUUAUCGAAACUAGUAAUGUUAAUUGUGAAAUGUUGUUAGACUGUGAAUCAGAAACAGUAAUAAUGCGAUCAGUUCUACUCUGUGACAACAUAAGUCUGGUUAGAAAACAUUACCCAAUAAAAUUUAAUCCCGUCUUUUUAAAAUCCCAUGCAAGUAUUUAGGCAGGAAAGACUUGGCGGGCAUUAUGGGGAAGCUUUGUUUGUGCUCUCCAACUUCCUCUCCUCACUCCCUUUCGUGGUUGGCAUGGCUUUCUCUUCUGGAACAAUACUAUACCACAUGGUCAAAUUUCACACAGGAUUCUCUCAUUACUUGUAUUUUUGCAUCAAUCUCUUAUGCUGCAUUGCUGUCACAGAAGGAACCGCUUUAAUUACGGCAGCACUGGUUCCCAACCUCUUGAUGGCCAUAGGAGUUGCAGCCGGCAUAACUGUAUUCAUGAUGAUGCCAUCUCUUCUUUCCCGGAUGAUGGUUGACCUACCAAAAAUCUUUUGGCGAUAUCCCAUGUCAUACCUCAGCUAUGCAGCAUGGUCAAUACAGGGUCAGUACAAGAAUGACAUGAUUGGGCUGGAAUUUGACCCUCUAGUGGUUGGAGAUCCAAAGCUGAAAGGUGAGGAUGUACUCCUUCACUUGUAUGGGAUAAACCCUGAGGUUUCCAAAUGGUGGGAUUUGGCUGCUUUGGCAUGCUUGUUACUUUGUGUCAAAGUCAUCUUUUACUUGUUGCUCAAGUACAAGGAGAGAGCCUCAUUGUCUAUACACAAACUCUUUGCAAAAGCAACCUUCCAACACCAUUCCAAGAGAGGCUCAUUGAAGAAGGAGCAAUUUGUCUCCUAUUCCAAGAGACACACAACUCUUCAUCCAUUAUCUUCUCAAGAGGGUCUUGGAUCACCACUUCCAUAGUGUGAUUGACAUCUUUUUCUUUCGGCUAGUGAUUUUCACAUUGCCAC